Molecule: messenger RNA, 593 nt
Organism: Octopus sinensis (East Asian common octopus)
Lineage: Eukaryota; Metazoa; Mollusca; Cephalopoda; Octopoda; Octopodidae
Product: histone H4
Exons: 1
Coding region: 55-366 (103 amino acids)
Biological process (GO): nucleosome assembly
Cellular component (GO): nucleosome
Molecular function (GO): structural constituent of chromatin; protein heterodimerization activity; DNA binding
Source: RefSeq, a predicted model, not a curated record
CUUGCGACCAGCAUCACACGUCAUCCCUUUUUGUAUUGUGAAAUACUUGAGAAUAUGUCUGGUCGUGGUAAAGGAGGAAAAGGUUUGGGAAAAGGAGGCGCCAAGCGUCACAGGAAGGUGUUGAGAGAUAACAUCCAGGGCAUCACCAAACCGGCCAUCCGUCGUCUGGCUCGUCGAGGUGGUGUGAAACGUAUCUCUGGUUUGAUCUACGAAGAGACCCGUGGUGUGUUGAAGGUGUUCUUGGAGAACGUCAUCCGUGAUGCUGUCACCUACACCGAGCAUGCCAAGAGGAAGACUGUCACCGCUAUGGAUGUGGUCUAUGCUCUCAAGAGACAAGGCAGAACUCUGUACGGAUUCGGAGGUUAAACUGUGCAAGUUUUUCCAACUUCGUGGUCGUCACUAGCGACAAAUCCCGGCCCUUUUCAGGGCCACUCAUAUCCUAAUGUAAGCCACCUCGCCCUCUUUGAUAUGCUUAAACUAAAAUUUGCAUUUCAGCUUCGUUUUUGAGUUAAGGAAUUCUUUAUUGUCCCUUUCAACGAGCCUCUCGUUUCGCGCGUCAUAUCUCCCUCUAUUGGGUCGUAACAUUUCUUAAC